AUGGAAAUUCAACUGACUUUCUGUCAGAAGCUGACGCGGAAGCUUCAACAUAUUCUGGGAGACAAUCUUUCCAAGUCUAGCAUCCCCAACACGCUACCCCGUGCGGAAUCUACUUCUGAUACUCUUGAUGCUGCACUUGAAUGGGAACGCAUUCGACGAUCGGCAGCUCCAUCGCCAGAGUUGCUCUCUAAGGAAUGCCAGAGACAGAAGAUACAUCCAGAUAGCCAUGAGCUCCCUGAGGAUAAAGAUGGGAAGGCAAGGGGCUGCUCCUCAACAUGCCACCAAACAGGCCAGUUGUUGGUGGGAAGCAGGGCUGCGGGACAAAUAGGCAAGAUAGGGGUCAGUGAAGAGGAGCAUUUCAUGAUUGGGUUUGGUUCAUUUCUGGGGGCGCUGGCUGAAAAAUAA
Molecule: messenger RNA, 405 nt
Organism: Penicillium canescens
Lineage: Eukaryota; Fungi; Ascomycota; Eurotiomycetes; Eurotiales; Aspergillaceae
Exons: 2
Coding region: 1-405 (134 amino acids)
Source: RefSeq, a predicted model, not a curated record